GGUCAUUGUCAUGGCCUUAAAUUUUUCUGUUAGUUUUAAUUCUCCAUGCGGUGGCUAAUAACCCCUAGAGCACGAGUUGUUUCUCGCCUGCACAGAAACAACUUGGAGGAGUCAUGAAGAAAAUAGCAUUUGGAAAGAUAUCACUUCCUGUAGCUGGUACAUCCAAGCUGUCAGCAGAAGGUACUGAGGGUGGAAACUUGGAAAAUGCACCACAUGGAUUUGGGUCAUUUGGAAAGAAGGAGCCUCCAUCACAACUACGUGAAGCUCAGAUUGAAGAAAAGCACUCAGAUGAGAAUGAAGAAAUGACCAGGAUCAUGGGCUUUGAGAGUUUUGGUGGGAAAAAGGCCAGGCAGUUUGAUGUAGAUGCUGUGCUGAAGGACUCACUGAAGAGUGCUGUGGAAAGAAAUAAAGAUAACUUAGAGCGGCUAGCAGAGAUGUCCGCCGCCGGCGCCGCUGGGGACGCCACCGACGUCACCGCUCCGGACAGCGAGGAGGCGGAUGGCCAACACUCGGACGACGAUGACGUCAUUGGUCCGCCAGUGCCGCCUACGCUGGCGGGCUCGGUGGGUGACGAGGAUGGAGGAGCCAGUGACGUCAGUGAGGACGAGGAGGACAAUGACCCGCGCGGCUGGAUCCCGCACGCGCAGGAGCUGGCGCUGGAGCACGGCGCGCGGCCGGUGACGGCGCUGGCCGCCGACCCGGCCGGCUCGCGGCUCGUCAGCGGCGGCCUAGACUACGUGCUCAAGUACUGGGACUUCAACGGCAUGGACGUCGGCCGCCGCUGCUUCCGCGAGAUGCGGCCGUUUGAGAGCCACCCCAUCAACGACGUGCAAUACUCGUCGACGGGCGACCGCGUGCUGGCGGUGUCGGGCAGCUCGCGCGCCAAAGUGCUCGACCGGGAUGGUCUGGAGGUGGCCGAGACGCCGCGCGGCGACAUGUACCUGGUGGACAUGCAGCGCACCAAGGGCCACGUGGCGGCCAUCAGCAGCGCCGCCUGGCACCCCAAGCUCAAGGACGAGUUCCUCACCUGCGCCAGCGACGGCACGUGUCGCAUCUGGCACGUGGAGGACGCGGCCAAGCAGCAGCGGCACGUGGUGAAGCCGCGGCAGGCGGGCGGCCUGAAGACGCACCCGAGCGCCUGCAGCUACAGCCGCGACGGCACCCUGGUGGCGGCCGCCUGCACGGACGGCUCCCUGCAGAUGUGGGACCACCGGAAGAGCUAUGUGAACACGUGCAUGCUCGUGCGGGACGCCCACCAGAAGGGCACCGAGACGUCGAGCAUGGUGUUCUCGUACGACAAUUUGAGCGUAGCCACACGAGGUGGCGACGAGACACUGAAGCUCUGGGACGUCCGCCAGCUCCGGAAGCCCGUGCACACGACCGCCGGCCUGUUCAACAAGUUUGCCAUGACCGACUGUCUGUUCAGCCCCAAUGACCAGCUGGUGGUGACCGGCACGUCGUUGGAUCGGGGCGAGACGGUUGGCCAGCUGCACUUCUUCAGCCGGCUGACGUUCGAGAAGGUGGCCCAGCUGCCGGUGGCCGAGGGGCACGUGAUUCGGAUCGUCUGGCACCCGCGCAUCAACCAGCUGAUGCUGGGCUGCGGCAGCGGCGUCUGCAAGGUGCUGUUCGACCCGGACAAGUCGCACCGUGGUGCCAUCCUCGCGGCCGGCAAGAAGAAGUCCAAGUCGAAGCAGAUGGAGGUGGUGAUGAAUACGCAGGUGAUUACGCCGCACGCGCUGCCCAUGUUUCGCGAGCCGCGGCCGCGCUCCACCCACAAACAGAUUGAGAAGGCCCGCCAGGACCCGCAGAAGUCGCGCCGGCCCGACCUCCCCCAGGGAAAGUCAGGCACUGGCGGCCGCGUGGCCACUGGCGGCUCCACGCUCUCCUCCUACAUCAUGCGCACGCUCGGUGUCGAGGCCAAGAAGCGCGAGGAAGGUGACCCGCGCGAAGCCCUACUCAAGCACGCCAAGGAGGCGGCUGAGAACCCCUACUGGGUCACGCCGGCCUAUGCCAAGACGCAACCGAAGCAGAUCUUCCAGCAACCCGAGAAUCAAGACGAACCGGACCCAAAGAAACGCAAGACGUAAUUCGUAUCAUCUUUUCAUCAUGUUGUCGACGUUGAUGUUGCGUAUAUCUAUGUACGUCAGCACCCCCCAUCUUAAAUGCAAUGUACAU
This is a messenger RNA of Pollicipes pollicipes, 2175 nucleotides long. Its product is annotated as WD repeat-containing protein 70. Gene Ontology annotation, molecular function: protein binding. The transcript is spliced from 13 exons. The record is from RefSeq and is a predicted model, not a curated record. NCBI's taxonomy places the organism in Eukaryota, Metazoa, Arthropoda, Thecostraca, Pollicipedomorpha, Pollicipedidae. The coding region runs from base 114 to 2087 and encodes 657 amino acids. Gene Ontology annotation, cellular component: site of double-strand break; nucleus.